Caenorhabditis auriculariae is the source of this 975-nucleotide messenger RNA. The record is from the annotation of a GenBank genome assembly. NCBI's taxonomy places the organism in Eukaryota, Metazoa, Nematoda, Chromadorea, Rhabditida, Rhabditidae.
AUGGUUUAUUCUAUUUUCAAAAUGAAUUCAAAAAAAUUUAUUUAGGCUUUUACAUCAACGCGAAAUCUAUUCCAUCCUACUUUCAAGCGAUUUCCAACCUUUCUUGGUUCAAACACGGUUUCGAAGCGCUCGAAGUCGAUCAAUAGGGCGAUGUGAGUAGUUUUAAAGCCAGAAUGUUGAAGAAAAUCAAUAUUUUCAGUACGAGAAUAUCAAUUGCGGCGGCAGUGGCUCAAAAUUGCUCUAUUGUCCGGCGAAAACUAGCGAUGGUGAGGUUCUUUUAUUUUUGUAAAUUUGGAAGAAAAAAAAUUAAUGUGCAAACCGAAAAAAAAUCUCUCGAGUUUAGACCCCGUAAAGUUCGAAAAUAAUACAGGGUAUACGAAAAAUCAUUAUCUGAAGCUUGCGAAACAGUAAGGAUUAAGUUCAAAAAAAAAUUCUCAUCUUUAAUCAGGAAGUACUAAAAACAUUUCAGCCAAACUUCAUCAAAAUUUCAAAAGGGCACCUGAAAAAAUUUAUGUGAAAAUGGGGAUCGGUAAAGAAACAAAUCAAAAAAAACUUGUGAAAAGCUUUUUAUCAAAUUUCAAACUUUCUCAGAGCUUCUUCAAAGUUUCACUCAAUGUUCUCAUUAUUCUCUCAAGCAAAGUCGGAAAGGUAGAUAAUGGCCGCUAAAAGAAAGAGGCUCAAAAAAGGCUGCAAAAAAGACAACAAAAAAGGUCCCUCAAUCGAGCCUGCUAUUUUUUCUGGGAUUUCAAAGGCUCAAGAAAUAGUAGAAAAAGGGAAAGGCAGCAAAAAUGGUGCUAAAAGCCGAUGAAAUGGCGAAAAAAGGUAGCAAAAAAGGAGCCUCUGUCAUCCUAAAAGGAACAUUUCUAUGCAGCCUUUUCCCAAUCUUUCCGACUUUGUCUAUGCUUCAUUAUUUUCUUCCAGAAGUUCUUGACCGCCGAAGUAUCGACACGACGGUUUGGCUCAACAUCGGGAUAA